AUGGCGGCAGUGAAUCCUAUGGUCAGGGUGGAUCUUCUGUAUAUAGUGGUUCUGAGACUUAUGGCCAGGAUUCACCUGCCAUGGGAGCCAGUGAAACUGAAGAUAGUGAUUCCUCCUCAGUGUCUGGUGGCCGCCAGAGUGAACGGGAUUUUUAUUCCCCAGGAGGCAGCCAGUCAGGUGGACAUGGGUCAUCUUCUCAAAGUGGCAGCUACUCCAGUGGACAGGACUCAUCCUCAUCUGGAAGCAGCCAGUAUGGUGGACAGGGUUCAUCUUCCUCAGGAGGCAGCCAGUCUGGUGGACAGGGUGGAUGUGAUUGUUCUGGGACAAAUUCUGGCACAACUUCUUCUGGAGGCAGCCAGUACAACAGCCAGGAUUCACAUUCCUCUGGAGCUAGCCAGUAUGGAGGACAUGAGUCAUCUUCUUAUGGAGGCAGCCAGUAUGGUGGACAAGGCUCACGUUCCCCAGGAGGCAGCCAAUAUGGUGGACAGGGUUCACCUUCUUCAGGAGGCAGCCAGUAUGGAGGACAGGGUCCACCUUUCUCAGGUGGCAGACCUUAUGGAGGACAGAGUAGCAGAAUAUGAGUUUGAUUUACUAAUUCAGAGGCCUAUUCCAAUCACAGACCCAGGAAAGGCUCUUUCGCAGGAACCAGCUACCAUGGUGGACAGGGUUCAUAUCCUGGAAGUAAUCAGUAUGGUGGACAGGCAAGCAAAUUUUCUUUGUUUUCAAGAUCUUCUAUUUGCAAUUUAUCAGCUGAAAAAAUAUACAGGAUCUUACCCCUCAGGAGGCAGCCAAUAUGGUGGGCAGGGCUCAUAUCCUUCUGGAGGCAAACAACAUGGUAAACCAGGUUCCUCUUCCUCAGGAGGCAGUCAACAAGGAAAGCCAGGUGGCUCUGGCUCAGGAAGCACUUACUCUGGGAAACCGCAAUCACCUUACUCAGGCGGCAGUCAAGUGAGCUCUGCUGGGAAACACUCAACUCCCCAACUCCUGAUGUUAUUCAGUGUUUUGAGUGCCUUUGCUCUCUCUGCGGCUGUAUCAAAAUGGUCUAUAUGA
Messenger RNA from Camarhynchus parvulus, 1050 nucleotides. RefSeq lists its product as uncharacterized. The transcript has 24 exons. The record is from RefSeq and is a predicted model, not a curated record. Lineage: Eukaryota; Metazoa; Chordata; Aves; Passeriformes; Thraupidae. Bases 1 to 1050 code for a protein of 349 amino acids.